UAUAAAAACCCUGUUGGCCGUAUAGACACUUUAAUCUUCGAUAUGCUCAUAACUCAGCCAUUUCAGCAUUGUUGUCAUGUAUAGCUCAACAUGUAGAAUUUUGCCAAAGCGUAAGCCAAACAGAAUAAUUAUUAUACUUGCCAACAUCAACAAAGCAUAUUGUUUAAAGAAAACUAUGUUCUGACUUCCUCAAUUUGUAUCUUCUCUAGUUCUCGCACACUCAAACAAACAGAUCAUUUGUUUGUUCUUGAUAUUACUCAGCACACUGAAAAUAAACCUAUUCUACUGAGGCUUCGUUGCAUUUCAAACCACAGCAAAAUUUUCUUGGACACAAUUUGUGAUCCUAAGUUGGUAGAAAUUUCAUCUGAUCUGGUAAGACUGAUUUAACCUCAUGAAAAUUUACACAAAUAGUUUUAAUAUUUCUAACAUAUAAUUUAUUUCAACCUAUAGUGACAAAGAAACUGUUCUUAACUGAACAGUGAAAAAUCAAAGCAACUGGUCAAAGGGUUCUCAGAAAGGUUGCACAUUAAUCAGUCAUAAAUUUCUGAACUUUAAUGGCAUAAUAUGUCAGGGGGACCCUAAAAGACAAAAGGGCGGAAUGGCAGAAAAUGACCCCAAAUCCUAAAACAUGGAAUGGUGGAAAAUGACCCCAAAUCCUAAAACACAGAACGGCAGAAAAUGACCUCAGUUAUCAUAUGGCAUCAGGUUUGGGCAUUUUUCCCCUAUACAAAUGACAGUCUGGUCACUGUUUGCAUAUCCAUCGAUGACACCACCAGGGAGAAUUGAUGCCUUCAAGUUAUCCCAGGAUCACACAAAGGCCCCCUAAACUCUCACUUCUAAGAUGGUGCAUUUAUAUCUGCAAUAACAGACCCUGCAUUUCACUCUAGUUCUGCAGUUCCUGUUGAAGUUCAUGCGGGUGGGGUGUCUUUUCAUCAUGCUUUCUCAGUCCAUGGCUCUUCAGCUAACAUGUCAAAACAUUAUCGCCGUUUGCUUUGUUUUAACUACAGCUCAGCAGACAGUUGGCCUCUUAUUGGUGUUGGAGGGCAUGGCCCUGUAGAUUGGGAAAGAUACUGUUCCACUUUGGUUAAAGGCAAACCAAGUUUAUUUCCUUGUAUGCAAGCACUGCCUGUCUCUAUUCCAAUUCCAUUUGAUUCUGGUUAUAGCAUUUAUGAACACAGUAAAUCUAGUGAUGUAAGUGAUCCUGAAAAUUCAGAAGCAUGGAUUUCAAGUGGAGGAGUGACCCAGUGUGAAAGAGGGUGAAAUCUAAAAUCAAGCAAUGG
Messenger RNA from Stylophora pistillata, 1280 nucleotides. Its product is annotated as probable alpha-ketoglutarate-dependent hypophosphite dioxygenase. NCBI's taxonomy places the organism in Eukaryota, Metazoa, Cnidaria, Anthozoa, Scleractinia, Pocilloporidae. The record is from RefSeq and is a predicted model, not a curated record.